Molecule: messenger RNA, 561 nt
Organism: Solanum stenotomum
Lineage: Eukaryota; Viridiplantae; Streptophyta; Magnoliopsida; Solanales; Solanaceae
Product: protein RETICULATA, chloroplastic-like
Exons: 1
Biological process (GO): plant organ development
Cellular component (GO): chloroplast inner membrane
Source: RefSeq, a predicted model, not a curated record
AUGGCUGGAUGUUCAUCAGGUAUCAGGUUAUCUCAGUUUACAUCUCUGAAAAAUGAAAUCUUUAUCAUGGGGUCCAUUAAAGACUCUAACUUUACGUUUGUUAAGAAUCAAGAUUUUGUGGGUAGGAGGAAAAUCGGUUAUUUGGUUUGUCAGAAGAAUUACAAGUCAAGAUUUUUGGUUAAGAGUUCAUUGAAUCCAGAGGGUAAAUCAAUAUCUGGUGUUAGUAUAGAGACAGUACUCAAAGAGAAUGAUACUUUUUCUGUUGGGAAAGACGUAAGUCUUCUUGAUGCUGAUAAUGGUGGUGAUGGGGAGGGAGAUUUAGCUGUUGGGAAUGGUGGAAAUGGGAAAUACCCUGGUGGUGGUGGCGGCGGCGGAGGUGGUGGUGGAGGGGACAAUGGAGAAGGUGAUGAGGAAGAAGAUGAAUUUGGGCCAUUACUGAAGUUUGAGGAUGUGAUGAGAGAGGCAGAGGCUCGUGGGGCUACACUUCCUGCUGAUAUGAUAGAGGCUGCAAAGAGUGUUGGGAUCAGAAAGCUACUUUUGCUUAGAUAUUUGGACUUGCAG